Daktulosphaira vitifoliae (grape phylloxera) is the source of this 4041-nucleotide messenger RNA. RefSeq lists its product as uncharacterized. The transcript has 13 exons. NCBI's taxonomy places the organism in Eukaryota, Metazoa, Arthropoda, Insecta, Hemiptera, Phylloxeridae. The coding region runs from base 1304 to 2653 and encodes 449 amino acids. The record is from RefSeq and is a predicted model, not a curated record.
CUAGUAACACGGCCUCGCAACCGCAGCUGCUGCUGUUUUACACACGGACACAGUGCUGCGAUUCCGCGUCUGUCCAUUCGUUGCGCGGGGUAUUGCCGCAGCCGCAGCCGCCGUCGUUAGAUUUUUUCUUUUACGUUAGACACUCUGUAAGAGUAUUUAUAUUUUUAUUUAAUAUCACGCAACUGUUGUUAGUCAGUCGUUCGCGAAACAUUAAGAGGUCCGUUUCGUCAUCAGUGAAUAAGAAAUAAAUUUGAAUUUCGGACGUUGCGUUUUAAAACACGGGAGGCGACGAGAAAGUAAAAGGAAAUCAUUACGUUUGCGGUAAACGGCAGUUGUUCUUACACUUGAGAUUUACUUGGAAUAAAUAUUGUUUAAACACAUUAGUAUUUUAAAUGUAAUACCACCGAAUAUCGAUUCGACGGACGAUGGCAACAAAUUAACGUUAUUAAGGACAUCGGCAUGUGACCAGAGAUUACGAGGCAUUUUCAUAUCUUUUUCGUUUAGUUCAUGGUCGCCCUACUACAGCUGUAAUCUUGUACUUGACAUUAAUGAAACAGUUUUUAUUAAAAACGUAAUCGUUUCUCCCGCGUGUGUGUGUGUGCGUGCGUGAGCGGCGUGUUCCACUUCCAUUCGCUAACGCAGAUAGUUUCUGUUCGUCGUUAUAUCUGUUGAGUGUUCGGGUGCCUUUCAAACAGAUUUUUUCGGACUUCGUUUGUCUUCUGUUCGAAUUUCGCGCCUACGAUGAUUGUUUUUAUUGUAUGUGAGCAAUUACAUCAGCGUCUACUCUACGAAAAUUCUUAAAUAACAUUAAGACAUAGUUGUCACAAGUUGUUCAGUAUUUAAUUCAGAUAUGAAAGAAUCAUGAAGUUAAACAAUUCUUGGCAAAAUGAAUCAAGAAGUCCACCUAAUUAAAAUAAUGAGAAAGUUACUACAGUGUGCAACAUUUCUCCCCACUUAAUUACAUGUAGAAUAUUCAAUCAUCAAUUCCAUGUAAGCAAUUUGGAAAAUAUUGAAAUGGAACAGAGUAAUGAGAGGUGACAUAAAAUAUGGGUGUUGCCGCUUUAAAAAUGCUAUUGCUAAUGAAAUGAGAUGAGAUUACGUGGUUAUAAGAUUUUAUAAAUGAGUAAAAAUAUAAUCCAAGAUGGAUGUAACUUAUAUUACUUAUGAAGUUUUCUUCAACGUCAAAUAUUUGUCAUCAAAAAAUCAUAUUUUCAAAUAUGAUUGCCUGCUUAAACAUUUGGCGCUUAUUUUAAAAAUUGGAUUAGUUUUUGACACUAUUCAUUGAUAUUAAGUACUUACAACUAUGAGCAUUAAAGUUAGCCCAGAAAGUUUAUGUCAAAAUGGAGCUUUUCAAUGUUUUAGGCCUGUAAAAGCUUUAAUGUUAUUUAGUCAACGUAGAAAUUUAUUAGAAGACAACCAACAUUUUGGUAAAAAGAUAAAAAGACCAGGAAGCUGGUCAGAAAAUUCUUCUCAAAAUAUUGAAUUACAACUCACAUGCAAAAAAACCUAUCUUAAAGAUACAUCACUAUGGUCAGAUAUGCAGUACGAUAUAGAAGAUACAAUUGAUGAGUCAAAAUAUUUUCCACCAAAAAAAAGAUUUCUAGAAAAAGCCGAAAUGGAAGCUGAUAGUGGUGAAAUAAAUGAGAGUAAUAAUUCUAAACGCAUUAUGGUAAUGGAUCCUGAUUACUUAGGUGUAUCUACAAAAUGUCUUAAAGAAACAAUAUUACAAUAUCGUAAUGCUAUUGAAGCAGAAUCAAAUAGGUCAAAUACUAAAGCAACAGAGUUCCUAUUUCGUACUUUUGGCAGUGUUAUUAAGAACAAUAAUUUAGAUACUGAGAAAAAUAAAAAUCUUAGUAAUAAAGAUACUCACAAUUCAAAGGCUGAAUCUUAUUAUCGCUCUGGUUUCAAAAAAUUUACAUUAAGACGUAUUGAAGAAGAUUCUAACGAUUCUAACUCAACUACACAUUUAGAACCUGCACAAAUUGAACAAGCCCCAGAAAAACUUAUUGAAGAACCAAGAGGAAAGAAAAGUAGAGCUUGUAAAGGAGUUCGAUACCAACAGUUCAUGAAUGAUACUUUAUCUAAACGACAAAAUAAAAAAAUGGGACCAAAAAAUUUACCUACAUUAGGUACUAUAACUCAACGGCGAAAAGGAAGAAAAAAACAUUUAAAAGAAGCAAACGACAAACAGGAAUCAAUACUUUGUGUAACACUGCCAGCUCAAUCCCGUCGUGAAACAAGAAAUAGUAUAAAAGCUGCCACCGCAUUACAAAAAAAAACAGAUGAGUCAAAUGAUAAUAAUACAAAAAUUGAAAUUGAAGAAACUUCUAAAGAUGAAACCAUUGAUGUAACUUCUAAUUCUAUCCAAGUUAUUCCAAAAAAACGUUUCAGGACAGAAGAUUACAACUGCAAAGAAAUUAUUAUCAAUGAAACUAAAAGACUGUCUUCUCCAGUGUCCUCAGAUUCUAAUUCUAGUAGAUUAUCAAGUCCCGAAUCAAAUUGUAGUAAUAAUUCAACUUUAGUCCAUUACAAGAAACGAGUAUCAAGAACUUUUGUGGAAAGUCAAAAUGAUACAAUGAAUUGUUUCUUACCUGAUCCAAAUGUCAAUCUACAAACUUUGGCUGAUGUUGCUCUUCGUAGCAUUCCAUUUUAAACUAAAGUUACAGCAAAAUAUUGAAUUUAUAAAUGGUUCAGAGGCUAACUGAUAUAUCAAUACAGCAAUAUCUAAACUAUUUUAUCUACCAAAUUUAGUUUUAAAUUCUUUAACAAAUUAUUAGACCAAUUUAUUGAAAUUCGUUUUGUUUGAUUUUAUUUUGUAUUUUUAUCAAACUAUGAUAUUAUAUUUUUGUGUAUUCAAUCAUACAUAUACUUCUAAGUAUAAUGAAAUUAAUAUUACAUUUUAAUGUACUGUUUAAGUUUCUUAAAGAAAUGGUAUUUAUUUCCUAUAAUAAGAAGUUUUAUAUUGCUCAAGAAAAUAUUUAUGAUAAAACACUUGACAAGCAAUGAUAAUUUUACAUGUGUAUUGUGACUUUUAGAUGUUGAUUAUUGCUCAAAGUUAUAAUUUGGUUAACUUGUUCAACAAAUUAUUAUCGUUGUCAAAAACUCAGAAAAAAAUUUCCUUAUUUUUUCUCUGUAUAUAAUGUUUUCCAUAUCGCGGAUUAUAUUAAUAGAUUUUAUUUUAUCAAUGUAUGUUAAAUAAAAAAAAUUCUGUUUGAUUUGUAUAUUUUGAACAAAAUUUUCAAGUAAUUUUGUAAUAAUGUAUAAUUGAUUUUAUUUAAUUAAAUUACAUUUUCUGAUAUGUUUCUAAACUGAUUGUAUGUUGUAAAUAUUAUUGAUCUCGAAUUGUGUAUUCCAUUAAAUCUUUAAGUUAUUUAAGCACAUUCGACUAUACUUAAGAGACUUAGUUAAAUUUAUAUAAUUAAAAAUUUUAGUAACUUUUGCAGUAAAUCACUGCCAUCAAAUGACUUCAAAAAUCUCUCGUAAAAUAUAAUGUUUAAUUUAUCAACGCUUAUAAAAUAAUCAUUACAAUUUAUAUAUAUAUAAUUUUUUUUUUCAUUCUCAUAUUUUGCUUAUAACUAUAUUGAUUUUUCUCAGUUUUACCAUUUUUCUACCAUUUAUGUUAGUCCAAUACUUAUAUAUUAUGAUCACCCAAAAUGUCAAUUUUAUAGUUACGAGUUCCUUUAUUUUUACAUUUCCUCUAAGUUAUACCAAUGUUAUUGUUAUAGUUAUUUUUGUGUUAUUAUUAAACAGUAUUCAAUUUCUGCCUCUUAAUUUAAUUUUUUUUUUUUUGUAUUUUGUUCAUGUCAUAAUGAUGUAUAUUUAAAUGUUACAACUUCACUUGUAACUAAAGAAGAAUAAUUAUAUUAAAGUAAGCAAUAAUUUUCAAAAAUCUUUAUUUAAAUUACUAAAUAUCAAUAUUUUAUUAUGAAUUAUUUUUUAUGUUGUGUUUGUUAUUACAAUUUGAUGAUCGUAUUGUUACAUUGAAGUUUGUAAAAUAAUUUGUUUUUUCUUACAAUUAAUAAAUGCUGUGUUUAAUUUCUA